This is a messenger RNA of Pseudovirgaria hyperparasitica, 940 nucleotides long. Its product is annotated as UPF0157-domain-containing protein. The coding region runs from base 62 to 679 and encodes 205 amino acids. The record is from RefSeq and is a predicted model, not a curated record. Lineage: Eukaryota; Fungi; Ascomycota; Dothideomycetes; Acrospermales; Acrospermaceae. The transcript has a single exon.
AAACAAGACCGAUGGUCUGCCCAUCGCAUGGCAUCUCUAGAUACCCAGCGCAUCUCCAAUCAUGGCACCAAUCGUAGUAGUACCAUACGACCCAGCCUGGCCAUCGCAAUUCGAAGAGAUCAAGGCAUCCCUCGAGCAGAUCCUCGCAGCAGGAUCCUACCUCUCGAUCGAGCACGUCGGCAGCACGUCCGUCCCCCUCCUACCCGCCAAGGCGAUCAUAGACGUGGACAUAGUGGUGAAGCGCGAGGCGCUGGACAGCGUCUUUGCCGCCCUGCUCGAAAAAGGAGGCUACGUCUACAGAGGCGAUUUUGGGGUGCAGGACCGCCACGCGUUCCGACACCCCGAGUUGUUGCCCACGCGCAACGUGUAUGUUUGCGUCGAGGGGUGUCUGGGACUGCUGAAUCACCUUGCGCUCAGAGAUGUGCUGAGGCGGGACGAGGCGCUGAGGAAGGAGUAUGGGGAUGUCAAGAUGGAGCUUGCACGGCAGCAGCUUGAACUGAAUCCGUACUGCGAUGCGAAGACUGAGAUUGUGCUCAAGAUCUUGGCCAAGGCUGGCUUCUCCGAGGAGAGCAUGGCUCAGAUCGUGGUGAUGAAUGGGGGUCCGGCGCCGAAUGUGAUGGACAGCUCGGCUGGUGCGCCGGCCGGUGAGACUGUUACGACAUGUUCGUCCAGUGCGUGAUUAAGGGUGCAAGGCGGCUUGCUGUUUUGGACACGGACGCUUGCUGGUUCUUCAGGCAUCAAUGGGUUUGCGUGCGCAAACAGUGUAUGUAGCAGUUGGUAGUUGGUAGGGCAUAGAGUGCAAGAUAUGUGGAGAAAGUUGUGUGUGUCAGUCAGACUGCCAUCUGCGUCGUCAUUGCUGCACUCCAUAGUAGACGGAAAUAUACACGGCCCCGCAUUCUUGCAGGGGGCUGGAACGGAGGCGUGUGUGGACACGGGCACA